AUGUGCAACAAGGAAAGCUUUGUCGACAAUAUGAGAGCCCUGAAUAGAACUACAGGCUUUGAUGAAGAGGUCCAAUCUUAUAGGCAAGUUGAUGCUGUCACAGAACGCCGAAUGACAGACUUCAUGAGUGUUUGUAUGCAGAAUUUGAUGGAACGGGGACGUGGUGCCAAGGUCUGCGACUGCGAGCCGCUUCUCCCUAUUUCACCCACAUCGAACAAUGUCCCCGCAAUAUGCGUCCCAACACGUUCGUCGCAAGCCUACCAGAUAUUCCAAUGGCCACAGGAAAGAUCAGGAACACUUUCCAGAGCUGCAGCUGGCAAGCGAUAUCUUUGGCUCCUGCCACUGGAGUACCGGUAUACCGUAUACAACAUAUCACUCAAAGGUAUCAUUGUGGACAUUCCGUCAUUCAGCUCUCUCUUCGUGUGCAGCACUCCCCACAUCCAAUCUUGGUUUGCGGCCCCCAUUCGAACCGCCAGGUUCAUGAAACUGGGAUAG
Messenger RNA from Plenodomus lingam JN3, 495 nucleotides. RefSeq lists its product as uncharacterized. The record is from RefSeq and is a predicted model, not a curated record. NCBI's taxonomy places the organism in Eukaryota, Fungi, Ascomycota, Dothideomycetes, Pleosporales, Leptosphaeriaceae.